This is a messenger RNA of Dibothriocephalus latus, 237 nucleotides long. The record is from the annotation of a GenBank genome assembly. NCBI's taxonomy places the organism in Eukaryota, Metazoa, Platyhelminthes, Cestoda, Diphyllobothriidea, Diphyllobothriidae.
GAGGAGGCCUGCUUCGACUGCCACAUCUUGAACCGCGACGUCUGGAAGGACUAUCGGGUGGCCGACCUGAUCAAACGCAAUUUCGUCUUCGUUCAGUACGCCAGAACUCUGUUCUCAACAGCAGUCGCUGCUGGUGUGCGGCUGCUUAUUCGCCAGACCCAGGAGCCUGCUUAUUUUGCAGCCAACCUUCGCUAUACGCCACUUAUGGUUGCACCAAGUAGCCAGCGGUUAGGCUAA